GUUCAAUUAUAACAACAACACCCCCCAUUACAACCUCAACAAGACCAACUACAACAACAUCUACAGCUUCAACUACAACCACAACACCCCCCAUUACAACCUCAACAACUGCAACUACAUCAACAUCUACAGGUUCAACUACAGCCAUAACACCUCCCAUUACAACCUCAACAAAUGCCACUACAACAGCAUCUAAAGGUUCAACUAACACCACAUCAGAUCCCAUUACAACCUCAACAACUGCCACUACAACAACAUUUACAGUUUCAACUACAACCACAUCACCUUCCAUUACAACCUCAACAACUCUCACUGCAAUAACAUUUACAAGUUCAACUACAACCACAUCACCUUCCAUUACAACCUUAACAACUGCAACUACAACAACAUCUCAAGGUUCUAAAGGUUCAACUACAAACACAUCACCUCCCCUUACAACAUCAACACCUCCCACUGCAACAACAUCUAAAGGAUUAACUACAACCACAGCAUCUCCCAUUACAACCUCAACAACUCUCUCUACAACAACAUCUACUGGUUCCAUUACAACCACAGUAUCACACAAUACAACCUCAACAACCCCAACUACAAAAACAUCUAUAACUACAACCACAAUAUCACACAUUACAAACUCAACAACUCCCACUACAACAGCAUCUACAGGUUCAACUAACAACACAUCAGAUCCCAUUACAACCUCAACAGCUCACACUGCUUUAACAUCUACAGGUUCAACUACAACCACAACACCUUCCAUUACAACCUCAACAACUCCCACUACAACUACUUCUACAGGUUCAACUACAUCCACUUCACCUCCUAUUAAAACAACAACAAAUCAAACGUCAACAUCUACAUCUGUACUUGAACCUACAGGUUCAACUACAACCUCAACAACCCCCACUACUAAAACAUCUACAGGUUCAAAAACAACAAAUCCUUCUCCCAUUACAACCUCUACAACUCCCACUACAACAAUAUCUACAGGUUCAACAACAACCUCAACAACCUCCACUACAUCAACAUCUACAGUUUCAACUACAACCACAUCAACUCCCACUACAACAUCUACAGUUUCAACUACAACCACAUCACCUCCCAUUACAACCACAUCAACUCCCACUACAACAUAUACAGGUUCAACUACAACCACAUUACCUCCUAUUAAAUCCUCAGCAACUCAAAUUUCAAUAUCUACAGGUUUAACUACAACCACAUCAACUCCCAUUAAAACCUCAACAACUCAGAUUUCAACAUCUACAUCUGUACUUGAGCCUACAGGUUCAACUACAACCUCACCAACCCCCACUACUACAACAUCUACAGGUUCAACUACAACCACUUCACCUCCUUUAAAAACCUCAACAAAUCAAAUGUCAACAUCUACAUCUGCACUUGAACCUACAGGUUCAACUACAACCUCAACAACCCCCACUACUACAACAUCUACAGGUUCAAAUUUAACCACACCUCUCAUUACAACCUUAACAACUCCCACUACAGCAACAUCUAGAGGUUCUACUACAACCACAUUACCUCCUAUUAAAUCCUCAGCAACUCAAAUUUCAACAUCUACAUCUGUACUUGAACCUACGUGUUCAACUACAACCUCAACUACCCCCACUACAACAACAUUUACAGGUUCAACUACAACCACAUCACCUCCCAUUACAACCUCAACAACUCCCACUACAACAUCUACAGGUUUAACUACAACCAUAUCACCUCCCAUUAAAACCUCAACAACACAGAUUUCAACAUCUACAUCUGUACUUGAACCUACAGGUUCAACUACAACCUCAACAACCCCCACUACAUCAACAUCUACAGCUUCAACUACAACCACAUCACCUCCCAUUAAAACCUCAACAAAUCAAAUGUCUACAUCUACAUCUGUACUUGAACCUACAGGUUCAACUACAACCUCAACAACCCCCACUACUAUGACAUCUACAG
Molecule: messenger RNA, 1956 nt
Organism: Lepisosteus oculatus (spotted gar)
Lineage: Eukaryota; Metazoa; Chordata; Actinopteri; Semionotiformes; Lepisosteidae
Source: RefSeq, a predicted model, not a curated record